This is a messenger RNA of Naegleria lovaniensis, 2472 nucleotides long. RefSeq lists its product as uncharacterized. The record is from RefSeq and is a predicted model, not a curated record. Bases 1 to 2472 code for a protein of 823 amino acids. The transcript has a single exon. NCBI's taxonomy places the organism in Eukaryota, Heterolobosea, Eutetramitea, Acrasida, Naegleriidae.
AUGAAAGCAAAUGAUAACAAUGAACAACAGCCCUUUCAAUCAAAUUCAACAUCAUUUCAAACUUUGAAGGACAUUCCAAUGGUGAACCAACAACAGCAACAACACAAGGUUGAAUUUAAUGAUGAAAUGUUUCAACCUCAUCAUCAAGCUAUAAAGAAUGACCCUUCAUCCCAUUCCGAUCCGAAUCAUCAUCAUUACAAUUCGUCUUCUUUUGUGUCGGACAUUAUCACACCUCCUUCACAAGAACCCAAAGAUGAUGAUUCUUUACAAACAUUGGAGGAAAAUAUCAAUUUUACAAGACAAGACACUUUCAAUAAUUUUCUUCUAACUCAACGUCACCAAGAAGCAUCAAUCAUGAAUUCCGAAAAUAUUAAUGAUCAUACGAUCAUUGUAAAUAAUCCUUCUCAUGAUGAACUGUUCCAUAAUAAUAAUGACAACCCAAAUACUGUACCUAAUAAGACCACAUUACAGCAACUUUUGAAAGGAAAGGCUGUGCAAAGUUCGGCAUCUUCGCUCACCAUAGAUGUCGAUCGAAAAUAUUUAACAAUCAAUGGUCAUUCCACAUUAAACCAGCUUAUUGAAAUAUUCCUUGCCAGCACGCGAAAAGGAACGUUCAUUGGAGAUCACAAAAUUCUUACUGCAUUUGCAGGAAUUAUUUCCAGUAUUGGAUUAUUUUCCAUCUUUGAAAAAUAUAACUUGUCACAGAGCGCACUCUACCAUUUAACAUCCAAUGCUGCCAUUUAUACAGCAUUUCCAUUAGGUGGAGCCACUAUUUAUUUAUUAAUUGAGGAUUUGUAUAUAUCGUUGCGAAAUGUUAAUUUUGAUAUUGGUACAUUGACAGAGUUAGAAACCAUUUCGUCACUUGUAAAAGGUCAUGCUGCACUUUGUGUCUUGUUGUUACUCAUUGACGACAUUGCUUUGCACAAGAAGCAACUGUGGAAAGUGGAAAUUAGCAACUUUGGACUCGCUCAUAACUUGGAGCUCAUUAAGGCAUGCUUUUACUUUACUAGUGCUUUUUUGUUAAUGAACAAGAUUGAGAUUAGUAAUCCUCACAUUAUUGAAAUAUUUUUGCAGAACGGAGCAAAAUUAAUUCCCAUUUCAAGUUUACUCAUUCUUGGAUUGAGAAGUAUUGGAUAUUAUUUAAACGAUCCUGCCCUUUCAAAUAUUCUUUCCAAGCUCUAUUACUAUUGUUUAUUGAUUUUGGGAGUUUUAGGAAUUAUUUCUGGAUUUGGUUUUUUAACUAUGGAAACCAAUCGUUUUUAUGAGCUCAUUCCAGUAUUGAGCAAGCCGUUUUGUGAUGAUCAUCCUCUCAUUGCCAACACUUUUCAAACAGUGAUAUCCUCAUUUGUGACACUCUUUGGAAUUGAGUCCAUUCAAAAACAUUCAGGUAUGAAUGAGAGGACGGCACAAAGUGUGAUCCAGUAUAUUGUCUCGACACAUUUUGGAUCAUUUCUAAUAAGUACAGGACUUGUAUACUAUGGUGUCAAAGCUGUUGAAUUUUCAUAUCCAUCACUGCCUAUUCAUAGCAUUCAAGAUAGUAACGUUUUUUCUGAGCUGCUUUCCACAGCAAUCAAUUCACUUGGUCUUUUAUCUAUUAGCAGUGGAGUGUCAUUAUUUGGACAUGUUUUCGAUGUUGAGGGCUUUAAAGGAGUACUGGAGUCUUCGACAUCACUUAUUGGUGCAUUGACAUUGUUUUUUUCAGGAAUAAGUAUUACCAAGCAUGAUGUUUCAAUUUACAGAACGGACUUGACUUCGUUGAUCCAAUUUAAUGUGGACAAGGGAGUUGUUUUCAAAACUUUUCUUGAUAAUUUACCGACCUAUAAGGAUUCAUUGAGUGCAUUGGCUGCAUCUCUCUGCGCCUUGAAGGGCAUCUCUUUAAUUAUUGAACGAAUUACCUCGAGGUCCUUUGCAAACUGGAUCUAUCGUAUGGGAUAUAGUUUAUUAAUUUCAUCCAUUUGCUUUUAUUUUGGAUUCAGACUUUGUUAUGAUUUUUGGUCUCCAAACGUGGAAGCUCUUUCCAUCAAAUCAUCUCUAGACCCGGUUGUGAAAUUAAUUGCAUGUUCAUUAAGCUCGAGUCUAUUAUUUGCUUCAGGACUCAAAUCAUUGGCAGACAUGAUUCAAGUACCUCAUGUUCACACGGAACGAACAAAACCUCCAUCAUUGUUCACUCCUCGCAAGAAAUCAUGGAACGCCUCACUAUCAUUCCUUGACAAGUGCAAAUAUUUCACAAAGAAAACACUCAAACAAAUUCAUCAAACAACCUGUAAUGCGAUUGAGUAUGUUUUGAGUUGGACAUAUUAUGGAGUUUGCAAACCAAUCCUGUACCAUUCGAGGUCACAUCCCAUCACCACACUUUCUGGACUCGGCUUAUCGAUUGGAGUUUUUUCCUAUGUGAAUCGAUUGCAGUUCAAUCAACAGCAAUUGCAGAAUCAAAUUCACAACUUGUCCAAGAUGGGAAAAUUGAACAAGUAA